AUGAUCUUGCCACGUUCGAUUCGAUUAACGUGCCAAUAGCAAGCUUGUUCAGUUGUCGGGAGUCGGGACAUCAUUUUCACCCAUUGAAAAACACGAACAGAUUAAUAUUCUAUUGGGUUGGAUGAUCUAUACUCUUUGUCCUGCUUGACGUUCUGGUAAUUCGCACUUGGCAGAGAUCCCUUGGGAGAUUCCGAACUUCUGCACUAUUUCAUUCCGAGACUUCAUAAUCCAUCCGAAGUUUAAUCAUUCCCAUUCUCUUGGAUUCCAAGUUGCCACCGAUCAGCUUGUAAAAUGAAAUUCCUCCGGACUUUUUGGAAUAGUCCUAUCGGUCCCAGAACAACUCAUUUUUGGGGUCCUGUUUUCAACUGGAGCCUUCCUAUUGCGGCGUUUGUAGAUACAAAGAAACCCCCAGAAUUGAUAUCAGGCAACAUGGUUACAGCUAUGUGUUUUUAUUCAGCAAUGUUCAUGAGGUUUUCAUGGAUGGUACAACCACGCAACUUGCACCUUCUUGCAUGCCAUAUCACAAACGAGACACUGCAGCUUUAUCAGCUCUCACGUUGGAUGAAGGCUCAUCGGUCCACGCCACAAGAGGAAGCUAAACAACUCGAGGAAGCCAAAGAACAAUGACUUGACAUUUCUCUAUAUUUUUAAUGCUUCUUGCCUGCUCAUUUACUUUUGAAUUGCUUCAUAAACAACAAAAAGUAGAGAGCACAAGAAUUUUUAAUUGGAUGUAAUGAAUCAUUUAAUUUAAUAUCUCGUUACCUUUCUAUGUUUCCUUGUAAUGGAUCAUUACAUUUAUAAUUGAGUUAUUACAUUUCAAGCACUUUAUUA
Messenger RNA from Populus trichocarpa (black cottonwood), 831 nucleotides. Its product is annotated as mitochondrial pyruvate carrier 1-like. Gene Ontology annotation, biological process: pyruvate import into mitochondria. The record is from RefSeq and is a predicted model, not a curated record. NCBI's taxonomy places the organism in Eukaryota, Viridiplantae, Streptophyta, Magnoliopsida, Malpighiales, Salicaceae. The coding region runs from base 292 to 627 and encodes 111 amino acids. Gene Ontology annotation, cellular component: mitochondrial inner membrane. The transcript is spliced from 5 exons.